GCCUCAUUAUUACAGCCAUUUUGUGCAUAUUUUCCCCUGCUAUCUACUCCAGGCGUAACUGUUUCUUCUUGCCCCUUCUUGUUUCAAUGGGCAGCUGCCUCCGAGCAAUAUACAAUAUUAUUAUUUUCAGGAGCUGAUUCCUUACUCCAAUAUAACACCAAUAACACUGCAAUUGUUUUUAGAGCCAGUCAGAUAAUCUUUAGAUAAAUACAACAUCACUAUCCCGUCCCCAGAAGGUUUCCAUCUAAAUGUGAGGGCUGUUUAGUAUCCUUUCCCCAAAUAAAACUGGGAAUCUUGAAUAAAACUCUCCCUCUUUCCCCUCUAAUCAAAACCAUUAUCUCUUUUUCAAGUUGUUAAUUGCUCACCAUCAUUACCUUAUUUCUUCAGUUUUUCAGGUCCCCCCAGCUUUUUCUUUAUUAAGACUCCUGAGCUUCACACUGGAAGGUUUUUUUUGUCUCCUAAAAGAUCUUUGGAUAAUAAUUUAUCUAGCCAAGGAGCACAACCUGGAGGCGUGCCCUCAUUACUCUCUUUAAUUUUGCAUUUCCCCUUUUCAGGCUUCCCCCUCCCCCUCACUAAAGACAAAAUAAAAAUUGAGAGAUAGGUAGAUAAAAGUUUGGAGGCAUGCUUUUGACCUGUAGCCUUUUCCCUCCAGGAAAUCCCCAAAUGGGCUAAAUAGUGCUUUCAGGUUUGACCCCCCCUCACCACCUUGUUGCAUCUGACUUGUGAGUAAAGGUUCCCUAUUUUCAGUGAGUUUAGCUGCGUGUUGGGGGCUUUCUCCUGGAGAAGGAGCAUCAAAGCGUGCCAGUGAAAGUUGAGUUAGUGGUAAAGAGCCCAGGGCUUUCUUUUGCCAUGGCUGGUGCCAUUGCAUCUCGCAUGAGCUUCAGCUCUUUAAAGAGAAAACAGCCCAAAACCUUCACGGUGCGGAUCAUUACCAUGGAUGCCGAGAUGGAGUUCAACUGUGAGGUGAAAUGGAAAGGAAAGGACCUGUUUGACCUUGUGUGCAGGACAUUGGGGCUCCGUGAAACGUGGUUCUUUGGGCUUCAGUACAUGAUCAAGGACACGAUGGCCUGGCUGAAAAUGGACAAGAAGGUCCUGGAUCAUGAUGUCCCAAAGGAAGAGCCGGUCACUUUUCACUUCCUAGCCAAGUUUUACCCUGAGAAUGCAGAGGAGGAACUUGUUCAGGAGAUCACUCAGCAUUUGUUCUUCCUUCAGGUGAAGAAGCAGAUCUUGGAUGAGAAGAUCUACUGCCCCCCUGAGGCCUCUGUUCUCCUGGCCUCUUACGCUGUACAAGCAAAGUACGGCGAUUAUGAUCCCACGGUUCACAAGCGUGGUUUCUUGGCCCAAGAGGAAUUGCUUCCAAAAAGGGUUAUCAACCUCUACCAGAUGACCCCUGAAAUGUGGGAAGAAAGAAUAACAGCCUGGUAUGGCCAGCAUCGAGGCAGAGCGCGGGAUGAAGCUGAAAUGGAGUAUCUGAAGAUAGCUCAGGACCUAGAGAUGUAUGGCGUUAACUACUUCGCCAUUCGGAAUAAGAAGGGAACAGAGCUUCUGCUUGGCGUCGAUGCCUUAGGCCUCCACAUCUAUGAUCCGGAUAACAGGCUGACCCCCAAAAUUUCUUUUCCGUGGAAUGAGAUUCGAAAUGUCUCUUACAGUGAUAAGGAGUUUACCAUAAAGCCUCUGGACAAAAAGAUUGAUGUCUUCAAAUUUAAUUCCUCAAAGCUUCGUGUGAAUAAGCUGAUCCUUCAGCUGUGCAUUGGGAACCACGACCUGUUCAUGAGGAGGAGGAAAGCCGACUCUCUGGAGGUCCAGCAGAUGAAAGCCCAGGCCAGGGAGGAGAAGGCCAGGAAGCAGAUGGAACGUCAACGUUUAGCACGCGAGAAGCAGAUGAGAGAAGAGGCUGAGCGGACCAGGGACGAAUUGGAGAGGAGGCUUCUGCAGUUAAAAGAAGAGGCGACAAUGGCCAACGAAGCCUUGAUGCGGUCUGAAGAAACCGCAGACCUGCUGGCUGAGAAAGCUCAGAUCACGGAAGAAGAAGCGAAGCUCCUGGCUCAGAAAGCAGCCGAAGCAGAGCAGGAGAUGCAGCGGAUCAAGGCCACGGCGAUCCGGACCGAGGAGGAAAAGCGGCUCAUGGAGCAAAAAGUGCUGGAGGCCGAGAUGCUGGCCUUGAAGAUGGCAGAAGAAUCCGAACGGAGGGCGAAAGAGGCCGAUCAGCUCAAACAGGACCUGCAAGAAGCGCGGGAAUCCGAGCGGCGCGCGAAGCAGAAACUUUUGGAAAUCGCCAGCAAGUCGUCUUAUACCCAGCCCAUGAAUUCAAGCACAACGGCCCUCCCUACUGAUCUGCCGCCCUACAACCUCAUCAGCGAAAGCCUGUCCUUUGACUUCAAGGAUAAUGACAUGAAAAGAUUGUCCAUGGAGAUAGAGAAAGAGAAGGUGGAGUACAUGGAGAAAAGCAAGCACCUCCAGGAGCAGCUGAACGAGCUGAAGACUGAAAUCGAGGCUCUGAAGCUGAAGGAGAGGGAGACGGCCAUGGAUAUACUGCACAACGAGAACAACGACCGAGGAAAUGGCAAGCACAACACCAUUAAGAAGCCUCAAGCCCAAGGCAGAAGACCUAUCUGCAUCUGACACUUCCAAAUAGCUCACCUUGCAGAGCACCAAAUCCCGUGUGGCCUUCUUUGAAGAGCUCUAGUGAGUGAGCCCAGCCCCGUCGUUCCUGAGCCAGCUCCCGCCCGUGGAACCCCUUUUUGAAGACUCAGCCAUAACUGGUCACGGAUCUCUUCUUGCCGGCUGCCGCCUUGCACCUUGGCCCUCGGUGUUGCGCAUAUGAGCGGCGAAACCUGAGCAUUGGCUGCCGGAAGAGGUUUUGUGUGAUCCCCUCUUGCUUCUUACUCUGUAUAUUUAACACCCUUUGUAUAACACUCGGCUGUGGCCAGCUAUUUAGCUUUUAUUUCCUUUUUUAAAAACAAAGUGUUUGUAUUGAUUGUGACUUGUAUUAUGCUCCUGCAACAGGAGACAUCAAUGUUAUUAUUUUCUGACCGUCCCCUCCCGAGGGGGGCCCUGUGAAUGACGCUUCCUUCUGCAGGCAAAAAUCAGAGGAAGCUCCCAUGUGGAUUUUGACCUCCGCGUCGCUCUUUCUGAUAGUGUGUUGUCAGUUGCCGUGAAAUCUCUGCCAGGUUCUCCACUGACCCUUGCUAGCCUAUUCAGCGUCGCUUGCACCCUCGCCCUCCUCCUGAGCCAGUCUCCGGAGAAUGGCUUGGAUAGCAAUGGAAACCAGCUCCCACCUUGUCCUGCCUUAUAUAGAGAGAAGCUCAGACUCUGCUCCAGGUUGGUGCUGAGGAUAUAAAGAAGAACCCUUUUUAAAAAAUGUAAUCGUUU
Pogona vitticeps (central bearded dragon) is the source of this 3372-nucleotide messenger RNA. NCBI's taxonomy places the organism in Eukaryota, Metazoa, Chordata, Lepidosauria, Squamata, Agamidae. The record is from RefSeq and is a predicted model, not a curated record.